AGUGUUUCUCAACUGGCCUUCGUGCACACAUGCUGCCAUAUUCCGGUGUGAGUCACCUACAGACAGACCAAACCAUGUGUCCUCAGACUAUACAUGGGAGAGACCAAUUUCCAGGUUUUUAUAUAAUGACACAGUUCAACAUUGCUGAGCUCGCCAGGAGAGGAACGGUGAAGAUGGUUCCUGGGACAACAUCUCAACAUGUUGCAUAUAGGAUUGGCCCAGAGUUCAACUUCAGAAUAAACACAAGAUCCGCAUUUCCCAUGGGACUGCCUGAGGAAUUCGCGUUUUCUGCAGUUUAUCGGAUGACCGGGAACACGCCGACUAAGAACUGGAAUUUAUGGCAAAUGCAAGACAUGAACAGAAAUGAACAGCUUGCAGUGAGACUCAACGGAGAGUCGCUGUCUGUAGAGUUCUCCUACAGAACCCAAGAAAACAGAGUUAUGAUGGUUUUAUUCCCUCACCAAACACUCCUGUUCGAUUCUCAGUGGCACAAGAUUUUGCUAGUAGUCAAAAAAGGUUCUGUGAGCGUAAAAACAGACUGCAGUGAGUCAGACUCUCAACAGCUGGCACCACGAGGACGCGUAAAUCUAGAUGGAUUCACGUUUAUUGGAAAGCUGAAGCACAAUCCCGCAAUAGCUGUGACGUUUGAGUUGCAGUCGAUGCUUAUCAGCUGUGAUACAGGAUUCGCACAGAGAGACACCUGCGGUGAGCUUCCUGCCAGGAGACAGAUAUCUGAAGCAGAAUUUCAGAGGGUCGGAGGCGGCCCCCCGGGUCCACCAGGUGUGCCUGGAAUAGACGGCAUUGCUGGGGAGAGAGGCGAACAUGGCGAAGAUGGCUCUACCGGCCCUGAUGGUGAUGAUGGAAAACCGGGUUCUGCUGGACUUCCUGGUUUACCUGGUGGUGAUGGGUUGACUGGCCCCGUAGGAGAGCCCGGUCUCGACGGCCCACCAGGACAAAAGGGAGAACCUGGGAAAUCUGGACCCAGAGGACAAGUUGGAGUUGGACCUGAUGGAUCUAUCGGACCACUAGGACCAGGGGGACUUCCGGGUGAGCAGGGAAAAGUGGGACCCCCUGGGGCCAUGGGUGUAAGAGGGCCAGAGGGACCCCGUGGACCAACAGGGGCCCGUGGUGCUGCAGGGAUGUUGGGUGGAACUAUGGAAUUGUGUCCUAAUGCAUGCUCAGCUGGUGCACCGGGCCAUCCUGGCUUGCCUGGCAUGAAGGGGCAUAAAGGAGUGAAGGCAGAUCCAGGAGAGCCUGGUAAACAAGGACACAAGGGAGAGGAGGGAGAUCAAGGGGCUCCUGGAGAUGUCGGAGCUCAGGGUCCAACUGGAUCCCAGGGGACUCGAGGUGCCACUGGAAUGAUAGGCUCGAAAGGAGAAAUGGGGCCUCGGGGUGUUGAUGGUGAGCCCGGUCCUCAGGGUGUGCCAGGUGCCGUGGGGGAUCAAGGUCAGAGGGGAGGUUUGGGAGAAUUGGGCCCUAAAGGUGAACAGGGCGCUCAAGGGCCAAGAGGUGUCACCGGUCUUCCAGGACCAAAAGGAGACGGCGGUUUGCCGGGUGUAGAUGCGCGUGAGGGUAUUCCUGGCAUACCAGGAGCUAAGGGCAAUGCUGGAAAAGGAGGAGCUCCAGGAGAAAUAGGCCUUCAAGGACUUCCUGGUUUACCAGGAAGCCCAGGGCCUAAAGGUACAUCCGGAGAAAAGGGUAAUGCUGGAGAGCUCGGCCUCAUGGGCACUAUGGGAUCAGCAGGCAGACAGGGAGAGCGUGGAGAACAAGGAGAGGUUGGACCUGUCGGGCCUAUUGGUGAACCUGGAGACCGUGGAGAGCAGGGCCCAUCUGGACCAAUGGGAAAACCAGGAGCCAGAGGUCCUAAAGGUGAUUUGGGUUUGCCUGGACUUCCCGGACCGCCAGGCCUUCCAGGAGUAAAAGGCGAGCGGGGUGAAGGAGGUGAAGCUGGACCUAAGGGAGAACAGGGAGAUCAAGGAGCGGAGGGAACGGCAGGAGACAAAGGAGAUGUUGGCGACCCUGGCCAAGCCGGAACUAAAGGCGAAGUUGGCAACCAGGGAGAUUUGGGUAAAAGAGGCUCAGAUGGACCCCGCGGGCAGCCUGGCAUUGAAGGACCUCUUGGUAGCCCCGGACCACGUGGCAUGCAAGGGGACAGAGGGGUCCCGGGACCUCGUGGCUCACAAGGGGGAGCGGGUAAAGAACCAAGCGAUCAACACAUCAAACAGAUGUGUAUGCGGGUGAUGCAGGAACAGCUGGCCCAGUUGGCCGCCAGUCUGAGAAGACCAGAGUCUGGUGCGGCUGGACUGCCAGGCCGGCCAGGUCCCCCAGGUCCUCCCGGAUCUCCAGGUGACAAUGGAUUUCCUGGACAAGCUGGUGCGAGAGGACUGCCUGGACUCAAAGGGCCUCUGGGAGUGCUGGGUUUAAGGGGUCAGAAAGGUGAGAUGGGAGACAGAGGGGACAGGGGACCCACAGUUCGGGGACCCAAAGGCAUGCAUGGGCCUCCCGGUCUACCAGGUGAACCUGGAAAACCAGGAUACGGUCGGGAUGGCCGUGAUGGGGAGCGAGGGCCACCCGGUGUGCACGGACAGCCGGGUGUUCCUGGGUUUCCCGGUCCAGCCGGCCAACCUGGUUACUGUGACCCUUCAUCUUGUAAUCUGAGCGCCGGGGCUGCCCACCAGUCCCAGAAAGACUCUAAUCUGAAGGGCCCAGGAGGAAACUAAAAGCGUUCUGAUGGGACCUCAAGGUCGGGUGGAUCUGGAUAGCGACAGCUCUGUGAGGAGCACAAAAACAUUCCCAUCACAGAACCGUUCAAAACUGUACCACCAGAUCGCACAGUGAGUUAAGAGUGUUUUGUGCCAGUAUAUGGAAGCUCAAACCAUCGGCCAAUACAGCCAACGCCAUGUGCCAAAGAAAAUCCUGCCCAAAUCUUGGUGUCAUAACAGAAAACAGCAAGGGUCCUCCUGUAUAGAAAUAAAGGAGGGAAGAUAUUGUACAUCUGUGUAUAUGAUUUGAUUGUUGUUUUGAAAGAAAUUCAUU
Molecule: messenger RNA, 3036 nt
Organism: Triplophysa dalaica
Lineage: Eukaryota; Metazoa; Chordata; Actinopteri; Cypriniformes; Nemacheilidae
Gene: col9a1b
Product: collagen, type IX, alpha 1b
Exons: 37
Coding region: 30-2720 (896 amino acids)
Source: RefSeq, a predicted model, not a curated record